Arabidopsis lyrata subsp. lyrata is the source of this 635-nucleotide messenger RNA. RefSeq names its product U4/U6 small nuclear ribonucleoprotein Prp31 homolog. NCBI's taxonomy places the organism in Eukaryota, Viridiplantae, Streptophyta, Magnoliopsida, Brassicales, Brassicaceae. The record is from RefSeq and is a predicted model, not a curated record. The coding region runs from base 120 to 635 and encodes 171 amino acids. Gene Ontology annotation, cellular component: U4/U6 x U5 tri-snRNP complex; U4 snRNP; precatalytic spliceosome. Gene Ontology annotation, biological process: mRNA splicing, via spliceosome; spliceosomal tri-snRNP complex assembly. The transcript has a single exon.
UUGAAGAUAUUACAACAAGUUUGAUUACAACAAGUUUGAUUUGUUUGACUCAUCUUUGUCAAAUCUUAAAUUUCAAUCUUAGGGUCUGUUUGUUGUAGGCAAAUCUUGAAGAUAUUGGUAUGGACAUGGCAGACUUAAAGACACUUAACUACGAUGAUCUCGAUAAUUUUUCAAAGCUACAAAAAAGUCAGAGAUAUGCUGAUAUAAUACAAAAAGUGGAAGAGGCUCUUGAGAAAGGAACUGUAUUAGAGUACAAGAAGCUAAUCGAGGAUUGUAAUCAGCUCUUAGUUGAUAUUGAGAAUGAAAUAGUCAUCGUUCACAACUUUAUCCGUGAGAAGUAUAGACUUAAGUUUCAAGAGCUUGAGUCGUUGGUUCAUCACCCAAUCGAUUAUGUUCGUGUUGUGAAAAGAAUUGGCAAUGAGAUGGACUUAACCCUUGUUGAUCUUGAAGGCCUUCUUCCAUCAGCUAUGAUCAUGGUUGUUUCAGUUACUGCUUCAACCACGAAAGGUAACCAACUGCCUAAGGAUGUUCUGCUAAAAACGAUAGAUGCUUGUAAUCGGGCUCUAGAUCUUGAUUCCGCAAGGAAGAAGGUCCUUGACUUUGUUGAUUAUGUCAUUGUGUGUGACACAUACUGA